GUGUUCGGCCGGCUGGGUUGCGCCCUCUUCUUGCACACCUGCCUGGCAGAUGUGGCAGGGCGGGGGCAAGGCCGGCCUUGCGAGGAGGACUGGAGGUCACCGAGGUCUUUUCCUAACAAUUUCGUCUCCCUCAGAGGUGUGCCAUUGUGCCUGAGUGUCUACUCUUGGAAGCUUCAUGAGCGGUCAUUCCUCUGUAGGAAUCCUUUUCCCUUCCGCGAGGAUGACCUUCUAAUAAAAACACAAUCCACUUUUCAUCCUUAUUGAGAUCAUCUGAUUCAUAUUCUACAUAGCUUCACUAGAUCAUUGUCUUUUGGGUCCAAGUUGUGGAACCAACUUGUGGGACUUAACGUUAUUAACCUGUCACUUACGGAUCGUCUACUCAACAUCCGUCAGUUGUCCUCCUUGAGCUUAGCUCAUCUAUACUGUGUUUACCUUGCAGGAUUCUGAGAAGUCAAAUGCUAAGUCCAAAGCGGGGCACUUAUUAAUUGCAACAUUAUCAUAAUAGCUACAAUACUAGACUGUGGUGAUAGAGCUUAAAAGACUCAAUCCUGACCUUACAGGCGGGUAGGGACACAUGCAGAGACAGACAGUUCCAUUGUGCUAAUUAUUAAUAAUGAAAAUAUCAAGUACCAUAAAAGCGUAGAAGAUGGACAGUUACAUAUGCAUAAGCAAGUCAGAGAACACUCGAGACCACCUGGAGAGAAUUCGGAUGCCCUUGCAUGAGCAGGUGGCGUUCUUUCCAAGGAUUUUGUAAGCGGGGUGCCUAUGUGUUCCCUCUGAAGCCUUCUCUGUGCAUUUUAAGAGUACCCUUUCAUUUUCUUGCCUGUUGCGGGGGGAGGGGGGAACAACAGCUUUGAUGUGUUACCAUUAAGCAAUGGUAGUUUGUCCUCUUGUGAAAUGAGUGUUUGUAUUAUUUUGUAUUUUCUGCAGAGCCAGCACCGUCUGUUGUUUUGCCCUUUAUGCUCCUCCACUCUUGCCCUUUGGACCCUCUAUGUUUUCUUCAUUCUUUUCUAAAGCUGAUGGGAAAUUUUUGUUAUUCAUUGCUUUUACUGAGAUACACUUCAUCGGCUUUUUAAAACAUGCAAAAUCAGAUUGCUGAAUUAGGUAUUUGCACUUCGUUUGUUUGCUGGUUUGUUUUUUAACUUGGUAGUUUCCCCCUGUGACCAAUGGCUUUGGCACAGAACCCUUCCUUUUGUUAAAAAUUUGUGGAGAAUGGUGUGGGGGCUGGGCAUGAGAGGUGGGGAAAUCAGAGUAUGAGAUGGUUUGAGUACAAAACAAUUUAGGAUCGGAACCUGAAGCGUUAUUUAAGUAACCAGCAAGUAAACGAAAAUUAUUUUGAGAGGCACAUGGUAUAGACGUGCCUAUAUCAUAAGACUUUUCGGGGCUCAUAUGUUAAGAAAGCAUGGCUUAAAUUCUCUUCAUGCAAACGACUUCUGUUUUAGGGGAACUAUCAGCAAGAUAUUUUGUCCAAAGACCAGUGCAACCUUUCCCCUCGAUCUCACAAAAACUCGACUCCAAAUGCAAGGAGAAGCGGCUCUUGCUCGGUUGGGAGACAGUGCAAGAGAGUCGGCUCCCUAUAGGGGCAUGGUGCGCACAGCCCUAGGGAUUGUUCAAGAAGAAGGCUUCCUAAAGCUUUGGCAAGGAGUGACACCUGCCAUUUACAGACACGUAGUGUACUCUGGAGGGCGCAUGGUCACUUAUGAACAUCUCCGUGAAGUUGUGUUUGGCAAAAGUGAAGAUAAGCAUUAUCCUCUUUGGAAGUCAGUGAUUGGAGGUAUGAUGGCUGGUGUUGUUGGCCAAUUUUUAGCCAACCCAACUGAUCUAGUGAAGGUUCAGAUGCAAAUGGAAGGAAAAAGGAAACUUGAAGGGAAGCCUUUGCGAUUUCGUGGUGUGCAUCAUGCAUUUGCAAAAAUCUUAUCUGAAGGAGGAAUACGUGGGCUUUGGGCAGGCUGGGUACCCAAUAUACAAAGAGCAGCACUGGUGAAUAUGGGAGAUUUAACCACUUACGAUACAGUGAAACACUAUUUGGUACUGAAUACACCACUUGAGGACAAUAUCACGACUCAUGGUUUAUCAAGUUUAUGUUCUGGCCUGGUAGCUUCUAUUCUGGGAACACCUGCUGAUGUCAUCAAAAGCCGAAUAAUGAAUCAACCACGAGAUAAACAAGGAAGGGGACUUUUGUAUAAAUCAUCAACUGACUGCUUGAUUCAGGCUGUUCAAGGAGAAGGAUUCAUGAGUCUAUAUAAAGGCUUUUUACCAUCUUGGCUGAGAAUGGUAACGUCAGGUUUUUCCUCUGUUUUUGUUUUCUUUGUACUUAAAUUGCUUUUAAUCUGUAAAUAUUUUCCCCUUUCUCUUUUGGUUUUUAGCAUGGCUCUGCCCCCAAACCACAAUUCUUUCUCUUUUUUAUAUCUUUUUUUGUUUUCUUUUUACCUCUCCUCAGAGUCCUGUUACCUUUCUUGGUAGAAUAAAGUAAAAUAAUUCAGUUACAUCCAGAAAUAAAUAAGUUGAUAUUCUGUUGUUAUACAGCCAGAGGAGAGGGUUUUUCUGCAAUUUAAAAACCUUUAGUGGUCUGUUUAGUCAAAGUACUGUAGUUUGGGACAGGUAUAAAGAUUUUAUGCUAGAGACCAUUCCUAUGGAAAUGUUACUGUUUCAAACAAAUUUUUGUUACUUUGAUGGCAAAUGUUGCAUUAUCCAUUAAUACUUAUCACCACAAAGCUCUGCUUAGUAAGAAAGCCUUAUGUCAUUUUUAUUAGGUCUGGAUGUUAUUUUUUAUGGAGGUGAACAAAGAUGUAGUGUGAGACUUAUUCAAGUAACAACAUAUAUAAUAAACACAGGGUACUCAAGGACUUUGUAAGUUGGAACAUAUUUGCAAGACUGAGUCGUGCAUUUAGAAAUUCAAACAAUCAAUACUUUAUACAGUAUGAUAAUAUUAAUUGAGCACCUACUCCAUGCAAAGCCCUGUACUCAAUGCCUGGUUUGGGGGGAUGAACAGAAGAGUCUCACCCCCUGCUCUAGUGCCAGAGCUGCUGGUUUGAUAAGGCCAAACACUGAAUAAAAAACUGGAAGUGAUGAGUGGUAGAGGAAAAGUGCAAGGUGCUAUGGCAAUAUAUAGCAAGGGCAUACAGCCUAGGCCUGGAGAUUAAGAAUACCUCCAUGGACAAUGGACUUUAGAAUUGAGUUUUGAAGAAUGGGUAGGACUUAGCCAGGUAAAAAAGAGCAGAGAAAACAUUCUAGGUAGAGGGAAUCAUUGGAAUGGACAGAGAACACGAGGAGUUCGAGGAACUGAAGGAAACCCAGCCGGCCGAGGCAUGAAGACAUGGAGGAGAGAGGUACAAGGUGAGGCCAGAGAGAGGCAGAGAUCAGUGUGGGAAGGGUCAUAGGACCCAUAAGAGUGAGGGGCACCGGCUUGAUGAUACGUGUAUUUUUAAAAAGAUCAUUCCAGCUGCCAUGUGGAUUAGAGAAAGGCCAGGAACAGUAGUAGAUGAGACAUAAUGAUAGUGCGGACUAGAGUACCACAAUGGGGAAAGAAAAAGAUAGAUGUACAAAAUAAUUUAGGAGAAAGCAGGGAGCUGGAAGCAUGACAAGCAUGACUGGAUGAGGAGGGGAAAAUGGUCAAAGAAGGCAAGAAAUGAUGGGUUUCAUUCCCAGAUUCCCAACCUGAGCAACGGAUGAUGUAAUAUCCUAACACGGAGAUCAUUUGUAGGGAUGAUUUCAUGGUAGAAAAACAAGUUUAACUCUAGAUUUGUUAAGUUUUGAAUACUCAUAGGAUAUCUAAGAACAGAGGUUUAGAUAACUAGCUUUGUAUAUUGAUCUGGAUCUUACAGAAAAUACGGGGAUGGAGAUUUAGAGGGGAGCACUGUCUACAUAUAGAUGGGAAUUGAAGCUCUGAGAAUAAGUGACAUCACCAAGCAAUAGUAGGUAUCUAUUAACAUAGAUUUAAUAGCCAAAGCCCUGGGCAAUAGCUGGUCCAAAAGUGUACCCAAGUGUAAAACCUUAUUUUGAUUGUCUAGAUUAUAUCUUGAAAUUAUCUCAAAUCUAUGGAUGUUUCUUAAUGGAAAGGAGGAUUUUGAUUUGGCCUGCCAUGAACCAGGCACUAUCGUAAGUGCUGGUAGCCCUAGGGAAUAAGUUUUUUGCCUGAGAGGAGCUUAUAAUGUGGUGGAAAAUGUAGACAUGUAAAUAGUGAAAAUUACAGAAAUAAUAAAGUUAACAUUAUUAAAUCACUUGGUUAGAGCACCAACACCGUGCUCAUCAUUUUCACGGAUUAACUCACUGAAUUCUCCCAACAAUCUCUUCAGUAGGUUAUUGUGAUUUCUCUCUUAGAGAGGAGUAACAAAAGCUUAGAGUAUAAAGACCUCAGCCAGGCUAGGUAGUUAUCAAUUAGUGGCAUCAGGGAGGCAAACCCAGCAAGUCUGACUCCAGAAGACAUGGUCUUACUAAGCAGUUUGUAUUACUGCUCUACUAGUGGUAUAAAGAAAAUGUGUUGGGAACACGGGUAGUGAAGUAAACAUGGCUCUGACUGUUUGGGAAGGCACAAAAGUCUUCUGCAGAGGCACGUUUGAUCCGAGCUUUGAAAGAUCAGUAGGCAUUUAUCAAGAAAAGCAGUAUGCGCCUAGGGAUCAACUCAUGCGUGGACCCAGUAGGUUGGGGCAACUGCAGAAAAUUCGGUGUAGCUAGAGAAUAGGUCCUCAGGGGAGACGUGGUGGGACAGAAUUCUAGAGAAGUACCUAUGGACUGGGUUAUAAAAGGACCUUACUGGGGUCAGUUUGCUGGUUUAGGGAAAACCCCGGAGCAAGCAAGCAGCUGUUUAAUCAUGGGAGGAAAGUACUCAGGUUUGUUUGGGGACAGGACUACUUUGGCAGCAAUAUAGAAGAUACAUUUAAAGCCAGGACCCAAGAAAGGAAGUUUUAUCCGCGCUCUAUCCUGGAGAUGAUUGUAAAAAAUGGAGCAAAGGUAUAUUCUAGAGACAUAUAUGGUUAACUCCACAGGACUUAACUGACUCUAUGUAAAAGGUGGGGAGGGAACAAAGGAAAUGGGACUUUUGGAUGUCUAGUGUGGGAGACUGUGAGGAUGGUGAGGCCAUUGGUGAAAAAAUCAGGGGCAGGAGGCGUGAGGGCAGGGAGAAUAUCCAAGUCCAAAGGAAUACCGAGACCACUGAAUCUGACCCAUUCUCUUUAUGCGUGAGACUCAGGGAAUAUAAAUGAGAAAAAAAGAGUACUUCACAUAGGACAGGCACUGUGCGAAGUCUUCGAGAACCUAGUAAAACAGGUGGUGUUAUCCUCAUUUUUCAGAUGAGAAAAACAUGGCUCAAAGGAUGAGACGCUUGCCCAAGUUCAUUUAGCUGGUAUGUGGCAGAGCUGGGAACUAGCUGUGCGUCUGUUCAGCUCUGAAGCCAUGCUCCUAGCUCAUACAGUGUAGUGAAUCUCUCAAGAUCCUGCAGGUAGCUAUGGAAGUCGUCAGGGGAAAGAGACAAUGCGUGCUGAUAGAGAGAUGUUCCCCAAACAGCUGGCUAACCAGCAGAGAUCUCCAGGGUGGCACUGCCUUGUUGGUCUGCCACAGUGCAGGACCCUGAGCUUAGAAACCUGACUCAUGAAACCUGCAAGUAAAUUGGCCUUGCAAAUACAGAUUCCCUUCGACCGUACUCGUUGAAACUGACGAUCAGACCACGGCACUGGCCCCUUCACACUGAGAAACACACUUGGCAAGUGAUCGAGACGCUGAAGUCCUUUGGACAGUGUGCUUCCUAAAUUCAAGCUGUACGUGAAGGCAGGUCACAAUCAGGAGGCUGCUUGCUGCACACAGAAAGAUAACAGGAAGAGCUUAUUUGUAAUCUUAGUAUUUAAGAAUAUCAACCCAAGAGCCCUUAUGUGUUCAGCCCCACAGUGAAAGGCAUGGAGAAGGACUCUUUUGAGCAGUCACAGCAAUAGCCAGACUAGAGCAGACCACAUGGGUUCAUAUUCACUUGGAUUCUUUACGGCAGUAUAACUAUACUGGUGAAGAAAAACCAAGUGCACAUGCACCACCUACAUGUGAUCCUGUGCAGACGCUCCAAGGAUCCCAUCUAUGUAGUACCCCUGUUAGUGGCUGUAUGCUCUCCCUGUCCAACUCCCAUUCAGAGGCCAGCUAAACUCCAGCCCAGGCCCUUCCACUACGUGAAAGCAGUAUGGCCUUGCUUUGCUCAAUCCCUAAUUAAUAUUUCUUUCAUUCGCAUACAGAAGUCUGAUUACCAGAACAGUUAGGAAUGAUUAUAUAAUAUGUCCAGUCUUAACCAAGACCUCUAAUUCCUUGAUCUGAUUGCAAUUAUAUCCAUGGCUCACUUGAUUUUUGUUGUCACAAGAAUAUGAUAUCGUCAUGGCUUCACCUUCUUUAUUUUGUGUCCGUCUUCACACAUUUAAUUAAUCAAGAUGUGUUCUCCUAAGCCCACUGGUAAAGUCUCCGUCUCCCAUAUAACAUACUCCGUAUUUCUAAACACGUGACCUAAAUAUUGCUUCACAAAGUGUCUAACCAAAUGCAUUUUAUAGUCUAAUUGCUCAGGCUUCUAUUUUGAUUCUAGUGUGAUAGUUUUUCUCUGAUCUAUAUUACCUAUAACCUAUGAACUAAACCAUACAGGAACUGGAUCCAAGAUACUCUUUCCCUGACGAUUCCUUCCAGUGUUUCCUCUGUGAUUUCCUUCCACGUUUAUAUCUUCUAUUGUUGAAUAACCCCCUUCCCUUUAAUUCCUUUUGACACAGUUAUAUCAAGAUAGGCAUGUCUCCCUGAGCUGGAAGCUCUUUUCUCUCUUUAAUGGGAAUUUUUCUAUCCACUUUGUGAGAGAUCAGGUGUUGAGUUUAUGGUUUACAUCUCAGGGGCUAAUCUUCUGUCUUCAGUUUCAAGUUCUCAAAUGUCUCCUUGUCCAUCUCCACACAGAAAGUACACACAGAAGAGCCCAGCCUAGAAUUCAGGCAUGGCGAGUCCUAGCCUUUUAGCUAGUAAUGGUUCAGUGAAAAGAACCCUAGAAUGGAAGCCAGAAGCCUGUAGUCUAGCUCUAUCAUAUGUUACUAGGUAUUUGAUUGCCAAGCCUCAGUGCCCUCAUCUGUAAAAUAGGGGUGUCAAUACCUUUCCUUUCUAUUGUAAAUUGUUCAGAGAAAUCUAUGAAAAAUAAGAUAUGAAAAUGUUUUGUCAAUUAUAAAGUGCUCUUUAAAGGUGAAAUACCAAAAUAUUUGUUUGCAGCCUAAGUGGAUUCAAAAUGACUUCGUCAUUCAAAGAUGUAUAUGCGUAUAUGUAGAAUAUUCAUAAUCGCUUUGAAAUAUGCACUAACUUCUUUGGUUAAUCUUUCAGACCCCUUGGUCACUGGUGUUCUGGCUUACUUAUGAAAAAAUCAGAGAGAUGAGUGGAGUCAGUCCAUUUUAAGCCCUUAAAGAUGCAGCCCUUAAAGAUACAGUGUUCAGUAUCAUUGAAAUAUGGGCACCUACAACACACACCCCUAUUAUUUCUACCUCUUUAGGAAGACACUGUACUCCACAGAGACUGUGAUUUAUAGGGGGCAGCACUUUAUUUUUCUCUGGAAACCCAAGUUCUCUUUGACUCCUCUUUUUGUUCAAAAGCAAUCUGGUUGGAUUACACAAGGCCACCCAGUGAGACCCAGCACAGAAUUUUCAAGAAGAUUGAAUCCUGAGCACUUCCCUUGGGCCAGAAGAUUUGACCUUUGAGAUGCUAUUCUGUGCUGAGGAGCCUACUUAGAAAAGUGCCACAAGGGGGCAUCUCAGACCUGAAGUAGACAAUAGGAAUGUGGAAGAAUACAUACAUACUUAGUGAUUAAGAAAUACAUUGAAACUGUUGUAUUUUCAGCUGAAACUCGGGGAUUCAUUGUUGUUGUUAACAUGCACAUACUGUAAAUUAAAGGGAGGUGACUGAAAAUUCAUGAAUAAACAUUUUGAGUCUCCCUAGUGGUGACGGAAGUUGAUGUACCUUUUCUCGCCAAGAGGACCAAAAAACGUCAAUUUGACAUGAUGUUUGGAUUUCAAGGAAAGAAGCUCCCUUCUGUCUGUGUCCCAUCUUUAGUUAGAUCUGUGUUACUGGUCAGCACUCCACUGCACACGCUUAGGACUUCCUGCCAGCCACAGACCGAGUCUUGAUGAAAGCAGAGAAGAGUGUUUGCUUCGUUACAUAUGCCAUUGCGACCAGAGUUUGCUGCUUGCUCCUGAGAAUCUCGAUAUAUAAGAACAUGCAACUUGUUUGAUUAACGCUUAAGCGGACAGCUUAAGUUGCUUGAGUUGCUUAAGCUUAAGUUGCUUUUCAUAAAGCAACUUGUUAUUAUCAUUAUCAGCCUUUGAAUUUUAAACUGUGGCAUUUUAAAAGCAAGGCUGAGAUGAUGUCAGCCACUUUUGACAAGCAUCCUUUCUUAUCUUCCCUUCCUUAACACUAAGGGCCCGAAGGAGAGAUAACUAAGGAAACAUACUGAAGCCGUCUCUGGCCUGAACCUUACUCCAUUUUGACAAAGCUUCCUGCCUAGUGAGAAGUAUAAAUUGCCUGUGAUAUACGGUUAUGUCUCUAAUUAUCAGAUCAAACCCUUUUUCUUACUUUAGAAAGGUGAGAGAUUUCUUCAGAUUGACCUGUAUACCACCUGCUCCCACACCCACAGACAGUGGGCAUUUCUGGAUAGAUGGAUACAGUUGUAGGUAGAGGCUAUAACUCUCAACGUAGGAAAACUCAAAAUGCUUAGACCCAAGAAAGACAGUGGAGUUGACCAAACAGAAUUUGUUGUCCAUGGGUGUCAUCACCCAUGGACAUGGGUGAUGUUGAACCACAAAAAAAAAAGUUUACAAGUGCUCUGUGGUUGCACUAAUGUAUAAUCACUGCCAUUUAAAAGAGGAUGUAUACUUUAAAUAUAUAUUUUAAUGUGAUGUAUGAAUAUGCAGUGGCUUAUUGUUUUUCUAUGAAAUUUUCAGAUUGUGGAGUUUAAUCAGAAUCUGUUGGUGGUCUACUUUUCCAUUGCAUCUGUCAAUCUGUGUGAAUUGAGUUGUUAAAUAUAUUUAAAAUAAUAUUGUGUUCUUAAAUUCCCAAGUGUUCUGCAUUGGGACCACUUUGGGGGACUCUUGGGUUUUCAUGUUUUAUAACUUUUAAAAUUAAGUAAAGACUGGAUCAAAAUAUGCAAA
This is a messenger RNA of Felis catus (domestic cat), 9131 nucleotides long. RefSeq names its product solute carrier family 25 member 27 (gene SLC25A27). Gene Ontology annotation, biological process: response to cold. The transcript is spliced from 8 exons. The coding region runs from base 1390 to 2463 and encodes 357 amino acids. The record is from RefSeq and is a predicted model, not a curated record. NCBI's taxonomy places the organism in Eukaryota, Metazoa, Chordata, Mammalia, Carnivora, Felidae.